AAACCCAGAGAAAGCGAGGAAGGAGGUGGGGAGGAGGCCGACAAGGACCCAGGGCAGGGAAAGGGGCACAGGGGGGCAGAGCUGAAUGCAGGCCGUGAGGUCAGAGUGUCUGUGAGGUCAGCUGCUGGCCAGGGCCUGCCCUGGGCUCUCAGGGCCCAGGGGCACGCGCAAGCAGCUCAGGACCCUGUGAAAGCCCGGCCUGAGCCAUGGAGACCUGGGAGGAGGGACUUCCGCCCGUGGCCCUGGUGCCCAGCAAUUCCAAGGCCCCUCAGGUGCUGGUCUGGGCAGGAGAACAUGUCGGCCCAGGAGAGCUGCCUCAGCCUCAUCAAAUACUUCCUCUUCGUCUUCAACCUCUUCUUCUUUGUCCUAGGCAGCCUCAUUUUCUGCUUCGGUAUCUGGAUACUCAUCGACAAGACCAGCUUCGUGUCCUUUGCUUGUCCUUCGUGCCUCUGCAGAUCUGGUCCAAGGUCCUGGCCAUCUCGGGCAUCCUCACCAUGGGCCUCGCCCUCCUGGGCUGCGUGGGGGCCCUCAAGGAGCUGCGCUGUCUUCUGGGCCUGUAUUUUGGGAUGUUGCUGCUCCUGUUCGCCACGCAGAUCACCCUGGGAAUUCUCAUCUCCACCCAGCGGGUCCGGCUGGAGCGGAAGGUGCAGGACGUCGUGCUGGACACCAUCCGGAACUACCGCGCCGACCCGGAGGAGACCGCGGCCGAGGAGAGCUGGGACUACGUGCAGUUCCAGCUGCGCUGCUGCGGCUGGCAUUCCCCGCAGGAUUGGUUCGGGGUCCUGAGAGGCAACGAGUCAGAGGCCCACCGGGUGCCCUGCUCCUGCUACAACUCGUCGGCCACCAACGACUCCGCAGCCCUCGACAAGGUCUUCUUCCCGCAGCUCGGCCGGCUCGGGCCGCGGUCACGGCCCAGGCACAACACGGACCUCUGCGUGGUGCAGGCGAACGGCUACAUCUACCGGGAGGGUUGCGCGCAGAGCCUACAGAAGUGGCUGCACAACAACCUCAUUUCCAUCGUGGGCAUUUGCCUGGCCGUCGGUCUACUCGAGGUGAGUGUGAUGACGCUGAGCCUGAAGCUGCAGCGCAGGGCGCUCCGCCGGGGACCCGAGCCCCAAGGACCCGGCGCCGAUGGUUUGAGCCCCGGGCUCGGCCUGAGCGCGGAUGGCGAUGGCGGUGGCGGCGGGCGCUGUGGCGCGCUCAGCGGCAGCGGCAGGCGUGUUGGCAGCCCGUGGGGAGGCUGGGGCAUGGCUGGUGCCCGCCCCAGCUGGGGGGACAGGGCCCCGCAGGGCAAGCUUCCUAUGGCCCUGGGGCCCUGGCCACUUUGGGAUCAAGAGGAGGAGCAACCAGAGACUGGCGUAGAAGUGGAGGUGGAAGCCGAGGCGGAGAGGGAGACAGAAUAAAGCACCCGGGGCUUGCUUGCUCCCACCUGACUGCUUCUCGGGCUGCCCCCCCCCCCGUUAACUGCAGGGUGUACCCCCUGCACCCCACUGCCGUCCUCCAGCGCUGCAAGCUGCCCUUCUGCCCCCAGCACGCCUUCCCUGUCUCUCAUCG
Oryctolagus cuniculus (rabbit) is the source of this 1554-nucleotide messenger RNA. RefSeq names its product CD37 molecule (gene CD37). Lineage: Eukaryota; Metazoa; Chordata; Mammalia; Lagomorpha; Leporidae. Gene Ontology annotation, cellular component: plasma membrane. The record is from RefSeq and is a predicted model, not a curated record.